CGCGGCGGAGGGAUUCCGCGCGCAUACGCUUCGGCUGCUGGGCGCGCAGUUUGUGGCGCCAGAAUUCAGAGCGCGGGAGCGCCUGAGGAGCAUCCUCCGGGGCUCAGGACCUCUCUUCCCUCUGGCCACGGGUUCCGGCUUCUACAGCCGGACACGAUGGUGGUCCUCCGCAGCAGCCUGGAGCUGCACAAUCGCUCCGCCACCUCUUCGGCCACCGACCCUUUGGACUUAUCGAGCGACUUCCUCAGCCUGGAGGACAGCGGCCGGAGGCGGUCCGGCUUGACCCGAGCCGCGGAGAAAUCUAGGGUGCCCACGGCGGCGGCGGCCAAGGGCGGUGGAUCCUCAGUUAAGGGAGCUGAAAUCUACCACAAAAAGCGUUCUUUAAGGUCUUUGAGCAAAAAAGCACAGAUUUCUUCAGAUUCUAGUUUUGAUAAGAGUAUGGACGGAACACAGAAACACUCGAAUGGCAGACAUUUCACAAGGCAAUUGGCUCGACAGCAAGCUGAUAAAAAAAAGGAAGAAUGCAAAGAUGAUAAAGUUGUUUCGGUUACUCACUCAUUGAGGAGUAGAAACAUUGUUCCAAGUACAGAACAUUUGCAUGAACAGAAUGGAGAUGUUGAAGUUCGAAGAAGUUGUAGGAUUAGAAGUCGUUACAGUACUGUGAACCAGUCUGUGCUAUUUGACAAGCUUAUAACAAACACUGCUGAAGCUGUACUUCAAAAGAUGGAUGACAUGAAAAAGAUGCGUAGACAUCGAAUGAAGAAACUUGAAGAUUUGGGAGUGUUCAAUGAAGCAGAAGAGAACAAUCUUAAGAUGUACACAAGAGGAAGACGAAAAGCUAUUCAACAAGCUGAUGAAGAAACAACUGAUAACCAAGAUGGCAGUGCGGAAUCCUCUGAAGAGGGUGAAGAGCAAGAGGAUGAUGAUGGUGAAGAUGAUGAAGAUGAAGAAGAAGAAGAUGAAGAAGAAGAUAAUCAAAAACGGUACUAUCUAAGGCAGAGAAAAGCAACUGUUUACUACCAGGCCCCACUGGAAAAACCUCGACACCAGAGAAAGCCAAACAUAUUUUAUAGAGGCCCAGCUUCUCCUGCAAGACCAAGAUACCGAUUAUCUUCUACAGGACCAAGAAGUCCCUAUUGUAAACGAAUUAACAGGCGAAGGCAUGCAAUCCACAGUAGUGACUCUACUUCCUCUUCCUCUUCUGAAGAUGAGCACUUUGAGAGGAGAAGGAAAAGGAACCGAAAUAGAGCUAUUAACAGGUGCCUUCCACUAAAUUUUCGGAAAGAUGAAAUAAGAGGGAUUUAUAAAGAUCGAAUGAAAAUUGGAGCAAACCUUGCUGAUGUUGAUCCAAUGCAACUAGAUUCUUCAGUGCGAUUUGAUAGUGUUGGUGGCCUGUCCAGUCACAUUGCAGCUCUAAAAGAGAUGGUGGUGUUUCCCUUACUUUAUCCAGAAGUCUUUGAAAAGUUUAAAAUUCAACCUCCAAGAGGUUGUUUGUUUUAUGGGCCACCUGGAACUGGAAAAACGCUGGUUGCUAGAGCACUUGCCAAUGAGUGCAGCCAAGGAGAUAAAAGGGUGGCGUUUUUCAUGAGGAAAGGGGCCGAUUGUCUGAGCAAAUGGGUAGGAGAAUCUGAAAGACAACUACGAUUGCUGUUUGAUCAGGCCUAUCAGAUGCGCCCAGCAAUUAUAUUCUUUGAUGAAAUCGAUGGUCUGGCUCCAGUACGAUCUAGCAGGCAAGAUCAGAUUCACAGUUCUAUUGUUUCAACCCUGUUAGCUCUUAUGGAUGGUUUGGACAGCAGAGGAGAAAUUGUGGUCAUUGGAGCUACCAACAGACUAGAUUCCAUAGACCCUGCUUUACGAAGGCCUGGGCGAUUUGACAGAGAAUUCCUUUUCAGUCUACCUGAUAAAGAAGCUCGAAAAGAAAUUCUGAAGAUUCAUACAAGAGAUUGGAAUCCAAAACCACUGGACAUCUUUCUAGAAGAAUUAGCAGAAAACUGUGUUGGAUACUGUGGUGCAGAUAUUAAGUCAAUAUGCGCUGAAGCUGCUUUAUGUGCCCUGCGUCGACGGUACCCACAGAUCUAUACCACCAGUGAGAAGCUACAGUUGGACCUCUCUUCAAUUAGUAUCUCAGCUAAGGAUUUUGAGACUGCCAUGCAGAAGAUAAUACCAGCUUCCCAGAGAGCUGUGACAUCACCUGGACAGGCACUGUCUGCCAUUGUGAAACCACUCCUGCAAAAUACUGUUUGUAUGAUCUUAGAAGCCCUACAGAAAGUAUUUCCACACGUGGAAGCUGGAGCAAGCAAAGCUGUGAAUUCAGGAGUUUCUUGCCCUUUGUUAGAAAGUGAUUUGGCAUACAGUGAUGAUGACGCACCAUCCGUGUAUGAAAAUGGACUGUCACAAAAAACUUUUAAUCAGGCAAAAGAAAAUUUAAAUUUUCUUCAUUUAAAUAGAAAUGCCUGCUACCAACCUAUGUCUUUUCGACCAAGACUAUUGAUAGUGGGAGAACCAGGAUUUGGGCAGAGUUCUCAUUUGGCACCAGCUGUCAUCCAUGCUUUGGAAAAAUUUACUGUAUAUACAUUAGACAUUCCUGUUCUUUUUGGCAUCAGUACUACAUCUCCUGAAGAGACAUGUUCCCAGAUGAUUCGUGAAGCUAAGAGAACAGCACCCAGCAUAGUCUACGUCCCACAUAUUCACUUGUGGUGGGAAAUAGUUGGACCAACACUCAAAGCCACAUUUACGACAUUAUUACAGAAUAUACCUUCAUUUGCUCCAGUUUUACUACUUGCAACUUCCGACAAACCGUAUUUGGCUUUGCCCGAAGAGGUACAAGAAUUAUUUACCCAUGAUUAUGGAGAAAUUUUUAAUGUCCAGUUACCAAAUAAAGAAGAACGGACCAGAUUUUUUGAAGACUUAAUUUUAAAACAAGCUGCAAAGGCUCCUGUUUCAAAAAAGAAAGCAGUUUUGCAGGCCUUGGAGGUCCUCCCAGUAGCACCACCCCCUGAACCACGACCGCUGACAGCAGAAGAAGUUAAACGGCUUGAAGAACAAGAAGAAGACACAUUCAGAGAACUCAGGAUUUUCUUAAGAAAUGUUACACAUAGGCUUGCUAUUGACAAGCGAUUCCGAGUCUUUACUAAGCCUGUUGACCCUGAUGAGGUUCCUGAUUAUGUCACUGUAAUAAAGCAACCAAUGGACCUUUCAUCUGUAAUCAGUAAAAUUGAUUUACAUAAGUAUCUGACUGUGAAAGACUAUUUGAGGGAUAUUGAUCUAAUCUGUAGUAAUGCUUUAGAAUACAAUCCAGAUAGAGAUCCUGGAGAUCGACUUAUUAGGCAUAGAGCCUGUGCUUUAAGAGACACUGCCUAUGCAAUAAUUAAAGAAGAGCUUGAUGAAGACUUUGAGCAGCUUUGUGAAGAAAUUCAGGAAUCUAGGAAGAAAAGAGGUUGUAGCUCCUCCAAAUAUGCACCAUCUUAUUAUCAUGUCAUGCCAAAGCAAAGUUCUACUGGUGAAAAAAGAUCAGAUCAAGACCAGAAUGAAAAGCUAAAGGCGUCUUGUACUCCCAUGGCUUGCAGCACACCUGCACGAUUGAAGAGGAAAUUUCAUAAAAAGUUAAAGUGGCGUAUAGAUACCAAAAUAAAGCGAAGGAGAAUUUCACAAGCAAAAGACAGUAGCCAAAGUGAUUUGAAUAACCAAAUGGGGAGUGAUACAGAGGAAAGUCAACAUACAAGUGCAGAACACACUGAGCUUGGAAAUACAGGAGAGUCUUCUCUAGAAGAAAAUGACAAGCAAAAUGCCUCUGAAAGCAACAUGGACCUGAAAAAUAACUCAAGUACCUCUCAUAUUGAGAAUGAACUGGAAGAAUCUGAACAAACUACAGAUUGUACAAAAUUGAGGAUAGGUAGAAUUGAUUGCCAUGGAGAUGCUUCUAGCUCCCAGGUCAUGGACAUUCCCGAAGAAAAGGAGUCAAAGGAAAUGGGUAUUCUGCGAAUGACUCGAGCUAGACGUUCCCAGGUAGAACAGCAACAGCUUAUCAGUAUGGAGAAGGCUCUGGUGAUUCUCUCUCAGCCUACACCCUCACUUGUUGUGAACCAUACACAGUUAAAAACUCUUUUGAAGACUGUUGUUAAAAAAAGUCAAGAAUAUAAUAUAUUCCAACUAGAAAAUUUGUAUGCAGUAAUCAGCCAGUGUAUUUAUGAGCAUCGCAGGGACUAUGACAAAACAACACUUAUUCAGAAAAUGGAGCGAGCAGUAGAAAAUUUCAAUUGUUCAAGAUCGUGAUAUCAAUGCAUCAAGUAUUUUUAUAUUCAAUUACUAUUUAAUUGUCUUCAGAUAUGUCUGCAUAACUAAUGCAAGAUAAGAUGAAAUCUUGCAUCUUCAAGAAAAGAUUAAAACAGUAAAAGUAUUUUAAUAUGUACAUGUAGUAAGAUAAUUGGUAAGUCUUGGAUGCUUGAGCAAAGCACUGUAAUGGUAGUAAUUGACUAGAUCUUAAAGGUAUAUAGGUAAUUAAUGUUUUUUGACAUUUAAUAAUUAGUAACAUUGUAAUUUUUUGUUAGCUGAAGAAAUCUUAAUUUACCCUUCCUGGUAGGUUUUUGUAUCAGAAUUAUAUGUUGUAUUUUUGCUGUCUUUUUGGUUUCCUUUAAUGCCUUCUCCAUCUGCCAAAAUUCAAGUUGUGAUUUUCAAGAGGUCUUCAAUACAAUUCUGUAUUCUGUAUGUAAUAUAAAAGUUAAUGUCUUUAGAUAAACAUUUUUGUAAUUCUAAUUUGGGUUAAUAAAUAUUUUUAAAUGUAUCAUUUACUUUUGUAAUUACAUACACAACAAAUAUAUUAGUGACUAGUUUUUGUAUUUGACAACUGUUUAUCUUUCUACCAUUGUAUUUAGGUUAUAUUCUAUAAAUACUUUUUAUAUACAAAUAUAUGGCAAUAAAUACAAAUGUUGUAUUACUGAUAACAAAAAUUUCUCUUUCCUAACUGAAACCAUUUUGCUUCCAUACACUAUUCAAUGGGAUAGUCAAGCCUCUGCUUGCAGAGUAGCAUCUUUUGGAAAGCUUGUUU
Messenger RNA from Acomys russatus (golden spiny mouse), 5044 nucleotides. It is a transcript of the gene Atad2, whose product is annotated as ATPase family AAA domain containing 2. Gene Ontology annotation, biological process: positive regulation of transcription by RNA polymerase II. The transcript is spliced from 28 exons. The coding region runs from base 157 to 4272 and encodes 1371 amino acids. Gene Ontology annotation, cellular component: nucleus. The record is from RefSeq and is a predicted model, not a curated record. Gene Ontology annotation, molecular function: ATP binding; ATP hydrolysis activity; histone binding. Lineage: Eukaryota; Metazoa; Chordata; Mammalia; Rodentia; Muridae.